Scatophagus argus is the source of this 1791-nucleotide messenger RNA. It is a transcript of the gene atoh1a, whose product is annotated as atonal bHLH transcription factor 1a. The record is from RefSeq and is a predicted model, not a curated record. Gene Ontology annotation, molecular function: protein dimerization activity. NCBI's taxonomy places the organism in Eukaryota, Metazoa, Chordata, Actinopteri, Scatophagidae. Bases 302 to 1756 code for a protein of 484 amino acids. The transcript is spliced from 2 exons.
AAAAAUAUCUUCGUAAUUUUAAACUGUGAUUUGUGUACGUGUGAUGACCACAAAGUGCGUGGACUUUGGAGUCAGUUUUCACUGCUGCCAGUGGGAUAAGAAUCUAAUGUAUCCACACUGAGGACUGCGUACGAGGAACAGUAGAGAGUUGAGGCAAAUGAACCCUUUUCUGCUUCCCCUCUUUCCCUCCACACUCCCUCUGUCAUGUAUGAGUCAGAGACACAUGGACAGGUAGGAAUUCUUCCCUAGCUGCGCACGUCUCGCGCUGUCCACGCUCCUUACCUCAAACCGUCACCACCCCAUGCACGUGUGUCCUGUGGGAGGUUCCCCUUACCUCCCCUGCGUUAAACACUCCUUAAAAUGUAACGUUAUCAUAAACAGUCCGACUCUGAGGGGGGGCAUAAUCACCUCUCUCGGGCUUUAUCGAGACUUCUUAUUGGACGUCAACACGCGACCAGUGCGAGGAGGGGGGCUCCCAGGCGCGUGCCGCUUUUUAAACCGACGCGGCGUCUUGAGACACCAGAGAAGGAGUCCCGCACGCGACAGUCAUAUUCACACACUGCGACAGCAAAGCAGUGCGUGCGUCCAAGACCUCUUUUUUCCUAAUAUUGCCAGUAGGUUAAACUCUACCUACCUUUUGGGUUUUACUGGAAACAUGGAUGCCCGAGGUGUGGAAGACUGGAGCAAAGGCGCACGAGAGGUGGCAGUCCUCGACUCGCGGCAGCAGAGCCCGAGAGUGCUGGAGAGGGGAGGGGAGCAGCAGCUUGAGGAGUCCCGCUACGAACCUGGACUGACGCUCGUGGACAGCGGCAGUGACCCACGCGCCUGGCUGGCUCUGGUGCAGCCUUCUGGCACCUGCGCAGCACACGCCACUUCACCCGACUACCUGCGACACUCGCCCUGCCCGAGUACCGGCUCUUAUCACGAGAGCGGCUCUCCGGAGUCCUUGGGCCACCCCAGCCCUCCCAGCUACAGAAGAACUGCCAAGAGCCCCUCCUCUUCUUCGCUCAAAGUCAGGGACCUGUGUCGUCUCAAAGGCACGGUCAGCGGGCCCGAAGCGGACUCAUCCACGAGGCAUAGAGCCCCGUCGAGCAAACCGACCAACGGCAUCCAGAAGCAGAGGCGCGUGGCAGCCAAUGCGCGCGAGAGAAGGCGGAUGCACGGACUUAACCACGCGUUUGACGAGCUGCGCAGCGUCAUCCCGGCGUUUGACAACGACAAGAAGCUCUCCAAGUAUGAAACUUUGCAGAUGGCGCAGAUUUACAUCAACGCUCUGGCCGAGCUGCUCCAAGGUCCGGUCUCCUCCAGCAAUAACGACGUCUCGCACAAUAACAACAACUCGCCAAAGUGUGGCAUUAUGCUGUCGACCGCCGUUGGUUUGGACGAGGACAAGGACAGGACUUCUCCGUCCCCUACAUCCUGUAGGACAGCGGCGACGGUGCCUGUCACCGGAAGCAGCUUACCUGUCCACAUCGGCGGUAUACCUUUCCGCUCCACCUUCGACGACGGUUCGUUUUCCACUAUGGUUGAAGAAGCGAUGUGUUCGUCCUCUCCGUCGUCCUCGGCUCGGGCAGGCAGUUCACUGGCAGCGGUCGGAGCUGGGAGGAAGGAGUCUCCCCGGAGCGACGGAGAGUUUUCCCCACACUCCCACUUCAGUGACUCGGAUGAAAUAGCGAUGGAACUGCACUCAAGCGAAGAAGAUGACCUUUCAGAACUGAAGCUACGCAGCCACCAUCACCACACCGUUUCUUUCUGAAUGAUUAAGAAUAAAGACAACGGACUUCAUUAAAG